UCAAACUUGGAAAUAGAAUCUGUUGCUGAAGCUUUAAUCAAAGCACAUCCAUGCUUAAGAGAACAAGGAUCUUUCAGUGGUUUCUACGGAUGGAAGAUUAGCCUCAAGUACAAGAUGGCAAAUUAUAGGACAAAGCUUAGAAACUUGGGGUGCCCAGAAGUGAGCAUUAAUUCCCUCAAGCACAAACCAACCGAUCGAUGUCACCCAGCAUAUGCUGUCAAAAAACCUAGAAAGGCAGAGGUAAAUUUUUGUCCUCCUUAUCCGGCUGGAGAGACCCAGGACAGCCUUGAAAGGGAGAGAUUGGCAUUGCUAACUGAGGUCAAGAAGAAGCAUAAUGAGAUAGUUAUCAAAGAGAAGAUGGCCAGGACCUUUGCAUACAGGAGGCAGGAACUUGUCAAAAACAAUCCCAUGAUCGCCGACUUCAAGAUCAGAUGGCCAGGACUAUUUAGUGUGGCUGAGGUAGAAGCAGAAUUUGUAAGGAUUACUACUGCUCCACUGGUUCCGAGGUUUCUUGCACAACUUGACCAAUACACUGACCAACUAAUAAAAGUCUUCAAGAAUAAAGGAGGCGCUGCAGGGAGGAAAAUCAGGCAAAUUUUGGCCCCAGCCACACAGAAUGAAACUAUUGAAAAGAGGAGGGAGUGUGUCCUCAGGGCACUACCUCUUUACCUAAAUGAAGACCCAAGCAUCCUCUUUAAAGAAUACCUGGUUGCUGUUCAAAGGGAGCUGGAACAAAUUACCCUUGGUAUCUUCACCAUCAGUGUUGAAGGAGGUGAUGCCAGCACUCCUCCAGCUGAUGUGGGUAUAACCAUCGAGGGUGUUGAAGUUCUGCAUGACCUGGGAGACAUGGCCUCUGCGUUUCUCCAAGGAGCACUAUGGAUUGUGUGGAACCCAUUCCAGGAUCCUGCCAAAUACCUCAAGAAGGAUGGAUACUCUUAA
Maylandia zebra (zebra mbuna) is the source of this 939-nucleotide messenger RNA. NCBI's taxonomy places the organism in Eukaryota, Metazoa, Chordata, Actinopteri, Cichliformes, Cichlidae. The record is from RefSeq and is a predicted model, not a curated record.